Molecule: messenger RNA, 3739 nt
Organism: Strigops habroptila (Kakapo)
Lineage: Eukaryota; Metazoa; Chordata; Aves; Psittaciformes; Psittacidae
Gene: TSR1
Product: TSR1 ribosome maturation factor
Exons: 15
Coding region: 963-3392 (809 amino acids)
Biological process (GO): endonucleolytic cleavage of tricistronic rRNA transcript (SSU-rRNA, 5.8S rRNA, LSU-rRNA); maturation of SSU-rRNA from tricistronic rRNA transcript (SSU-rRNA, 5.8S rRNA, LSU-rRNA); ribosome biogenesis
Cellular component (GO): preribosome, small subunit precursor; nucleus
Molecular function (GO): GTPase activity; U3 snoRNA binding; GTP binding
Source: RefSeq, a predicted model, not a curated record
UUUUCCCCCUAAGUGCUCUCUGAGCAGCCUCUUUGCACUUGGCAGUGCUCUGGGCUGUCACGGCUGGUGGACACCCUUUGGGAAUGACAGUGGGAGAGUUAUGUGCCAGCAGAGACCUGUGUAGAGACUCAAUGACUCCUGUUUAAAUGGUGUUUAUCUGUCACUGGUCUCUUGAUUUGUGUCUUCCAUACUGUCAGGUAGGAUGUGCUGUGUAAAAUGCUUUUAGAGUUUGAAAGCUUUAGCCAGCCAGCCUGCUUUUAGGGGUAGAAAAGGAGCAGCCCACAACCCGGUGUUGCUGCUGCCGUGCUGAUUUCUUCACAGGAGGAAAAGGGGAGGAUGAUGCCUCGAGUUCAGAGGAACCAGACCCUGUAGAACCUGCGUUUUCCCUCCCAUGCAGUCCUGUCUCUCUCUUGGGUCACUGACUUUGCUUUCCUGGCAGUGGCACCCUGCUGUCAAUGUUUAACCCUGUUGCUCACAUGCCUGUGUUUUGGGGGGGGUGCUUCCAGUAUCAAGCAGGGAAUGUCCUAUCCCUGUCCCGGCACCCAGAUGGUUUGAGCCUGGAGUGAGGUUUAAGCCCGGCUACAGCGACAGCCUCCAGCCUGCGCACAGCCACCCUUGGCUGGAUAACGAGGUGUGACCGGUGACAAACGGGGCUGGGACGUUCCUGCUCCAUCAGGCUCUGGGGAGAGGGGGCUGAGCCUCGCCCGCCCCGCUGCUUCCCUCGUGUGUAAAUACUUGUACAAAGAACUAACCAAUAAAGAGCUCACGGAAUCUCUCGCUCCCGCCUCUCAUUCCCUCCGCUGGGCCCUAUGGCGGUGUACCCCCGCCGCUCCUCCGCCCCUUCCCCUCCCGCCGCCAUCGCUCCCCUCACGCUCCUCUCCCACCGCCAUCUUGGCCUCUACCCUGUUCCCGCCGCUGCCCCGCGGCGCCGGCAGUGACGGGAGGAGGAGGAAGGAGGCAGCAUGGCGGCGGCGCUGGGCGCGCACCGGCCGGGGCCGCUGAAGCAGCAGAACAAGGCGCACAAGGGCGGGAAGCACAGCGGGGCCUCGCAGCGCCGCGCCGGAGGCCGCGUGUCCGUCAAGACCCAGCCCCGGCGGCGGCUCCGCGACCUCAGCAGGGUGGACCGGCGGCACCAGGCGCUGCAGCUCCGGCGGCAGCGCAAGGAGGCGGUGCUGGCGGAGAAGCGGGGCCUGGGCAGCCGGGACGGGCCCCCGCACCUCGUGGUCGUGGUGCCGCUGCACUGCAGAGCCGCGGCCCACGGCGCCCUCUGCCUGCUGCAGGGCCAGGACUCGGCUCUUGUCCUCACGGAGGAGGGGAGAGCUGGCGCCUUUGCGCUGCUCUGCCCCCGGCUCAAGCAGCGCUGGCGCUUCGUGACAGCUCAGGCAGGGGACCUUCACACUGUCCUAGACCUGGCAAAAGUUGCUGACUCCCUCCUGUUCAUCCUGGAUGCUGCGGAAGGCUGGGAUGAUGCAGGGGAAUACUGCCUCUCCUGCCUCUUCGCACAGGGGCUCCCCACUUUCGCUCUCGCUGUCCCAGGAGGCACUGACUUACCACCCAAGAAACGGAUAGAUGCCAAGAAGAAGCUUUCCAAAGCCAUCGAGAAGCGCUUUCCCGAGGCCAGGCUCUUCCCGCUGAACACGGAGCAGGAAUCCUCGCUGCUCCUCAGGCACCUCUCCACACAGAAGCAGCGGCACCUCGCCUUCCGGGACCGGCGCGCUCACCUGCUUGCCCACGCUGCUGAGUUUGUGCCUGCUCAGGAGGGUGACCUGGUUGGGACCCUGAAGGUGUCUGGCUUCGUGCGGGGACAGACCCUCAACGUGAACAGCCUGGUGCAUAUCGUGGGGCACGGAGACUUCCAGAUGAGCCAGGUGGAUGCUCCCCCUGAUCCCCUCUCCUUGAACCCCCGAGUGGUUAAAGGACAGAAGAGGAGUCAGGACAUGGAGGUGCAGGAUGACUCUGUAAAUGGGACUGAUGAGAUGGAGGAAGAUGUUAAGGUCCUGAUGAAGGCAGAUCCAAGCAAGCAGGAGUCUUUGCAGUCAGAAGUGGUUCCUGAUCCGAUGGAAGGGGAGCAGACGUGGCCUACUGAAGAAGAACUGCAAGAAGCAGAGGCUUCCCUGAAGGCAAACAGGAGGGUGGUGAAGGUCCCCAAAGGCACAUCCAAGUACCAGGCUGCCUGGAUUGUGGAUGAUGAAGGCGGCAGUGAGAAAGAUGAUGAUGAUGAUGAAGAUGAUGACAUUGAUGACGAUAUGAUGGAAGAGGCAGUUUCCCAGGAGGGGGACAGCAGUGGGGAGGAGGAGGAACCUGCAGAGGAGGAGUGUGAGACUAUGACCGUUUCCGAGAGCUUGCGGGAUGAGCAGUACGAUGAGAAGGUGGAGGAAGAUGAGCAGAUGCUGGAGAGAUACAAACAGGAGAGGAUGGAUGAAAUGUUUCCGGAUGAGGUGGACACGCCACGGGAUGUUCCUGCCAGGAUCCGCUUCCAGAAGUACAGGGGGCUGAAGAGCUUCCGGACUUCUCCAUGGGACCCCAAAGAGAAUCUCCCGAGGGAUUAUGCCAGGAUUUUCCAGUUCCAGGACUUCUCCCGGACCAGAAAGCACCUCUUCCGGCAAAUAGAGAAAGAGGAGAGUGAAGGAGCAUCGGUUGGCUGGUACGUUACACUUCACCUCUGCAAUGUCCCUGUCUCGGUGAUGGAGAGCUUCAAAGAAGGGAAGCCCUUAGUCCUGUUCUCGCUGCUUCCACAUGAACAAAAGAUGUCCGUGUUGAAUUUCCUGGUGCGCCGGCACCCGAGCAACAGCGAGCCAGUGAGGGCAAAGGAGGAGCUGAUCUUCCACUGCGGGUUCCGGCGCUUCCGAACGUCCCCCCUGUUCUCCCAGCACACCUCAGCUGACAAGCACAAGCUGGAGCGGUUCCUGCGCUCAGAUGCUGCCAUGGUGGUGACUGUUUAUGCUCCCAUCACUUUCCCUCCUGCUUCAGUGCUUCUUUUUAAACAGAGAAGUAAUGGAAUGCAUGAUCUCGUCGCCACUGGUUCUCUGCUGUCUGUGGACCCCGACAGGAUCGUCAUCAAGCGCCUGGUGCUCAGUGGCCACCCGUUCAAGAUCUUCACCAAGAUGGCUGUUGUGAGAUACAUGUUCUUUAACAGAGAGGAUGUGAUGUGGUUCAAGCCAGUGGAGCUGAGGACAAAGUGGGGCCGUAGAGGACACAUCAAGGAGCCAUUAGGGACCCACGGGCACAUGAAGUGCCACUUUGAUGGACAGCUGAAGUCCCAGGACACGGUGCUGCUGAACCUCUACAAGCGGGUUUUUCCUAAAUGGACUUAUGACCCCCACGUUCCGGAGCCUGUGCCCUGGGUGAGGAGCCAGAGCACGCUGCCAGUGCAGGAGGUGGACAUGGAAUAACUCUCCAGCAUGGCUGGAGUUGGUGCCUUAGCUCCUUGGAUGCUGUUCUCAGCCCCUGCACGGUGAGGACAGCACUGAUGGCUGGAUGUAUCCCUGCUGGGGUCUGUACAGGGGUGGUUCUCUCAACCAGCUGCUGCUCAGGUACCAGCUACAGCUAUUUAUUUUCAUGGAAAAUGUUUCCAAAAACCUUUUUAUGUGCUUUUGUCUUGGUGGAGGCCAAUGGGGGAGGUUGUGUGUACCCCUUGCUUGUUGGGGCUGUUGUUUUUCCCAGCCAUGUGUGCAGGGAUUUUGCUGGAAGUUACUGUGAUGCUGAGAAAGGUGAAGGGAGGGUGGCUGAGUGUAAAGCA